GAUCCCUUCCUCUGCAAUUCGUGCGGAUUCUGCAAAUACGCAAAGUUUGACUACACUCUGACCGCCAAACCUACCUGUGCUGUGGACCCCAUUGAGAACGAGGAGGACCGUAAAAAGACGGUUCAGAGCAUUAACUCGUUGUUAGAAAAGGCCGAUCGGGUCUACAAGAGCUUAAUCGCAAACAAGCCGUCGUUAGAGCUGCUGCUGUUGCGUAUCCAAGAGCACGGAAUGAUGGAUAAGUACGACACCGACGCUAUGCUUAUGUUGGCGCCAAAUGCCGGUGCUGGACCCGCCGGCGCCUCUAGCCUUCACGUGAAUCGCUCCAUACAACAGGUGGCCCUCAAGUACUGUCAGGACUGCAAGUCUUCGUUCGACGAGUUGUCGAAAAUCAUUCAAAAAGUGUUGGCCUCUCGUAAAGAGUUAGUCGAUUACGACAACAAACAGAAGGACAAGACGGCGACGCCCUCUAACGUUACGCCAAGACUCGCGUCCAGACGCGACUCGAAAGUGUUGACCACAUCGAUGGCCUCGUCAUCGGGCCGUUGCUUCGGGUGCGCGUCGGCCACAGUCGAGCACUGCAUCACUCUCUUGAAGGCACUGGCUAUCGCUCCCAAAUACCGGUCACUCCUGUGCUCAUACGGACUGCUCCGGGAAUUAGUUGAUUACAACCUCAGAAUCGGAUCAAUGAAUGUUCGCCACGAAGUGCGGCAACUGUUGUGUUCAUUGAGUCGCGACAACUAUAGGGCGACCGCAGACCUAAACAAUCUGCUUAUGGAUAAGAUAUCCGUGGCGUUGAAGUCGAGAUCCGGCGCCUCCAUUGACUUGUCCUCAUCGGUGAGACAUGAGAUCGCAUUACUCGCCUGUUCUAUGGAAAAGGAGGACUCGUGUUGGGAACUCCGACUCAGGUGUGUUAUGCAAUUAUUCCUAAUGGGUCUGCAAAUCGAUUCGCCGGCAGUACUCGACUCCAUAACACUUCCAUGUCUUCGGUUACUUCAAUCGCUUAUAAAACCCGAGCCGACGAUCAGUAAGAAAAACAAAGACAAAACAAUUGAACAGUUGGCUACUGUCAAGACCAACGGGUUUCAAGUGAAUGUCGAUUUGAAUAAAUGGUUGGCCGGAGAUCAGAGGCAUUCGUUCAGAAGUUGGAAACAGAGGUCCGCGAAGAGGUCGCCGACGCCUCAGCUCUCCAAUGAUAUUCCAAACGAACCGAAAUCUCGAACUGAGAUCCGAAUGCAGUAUUUGUCCGAAAAGUAUGGAAUGCGUUGGAAAGAGAAGGCGCUGAAGAGUGACAAACUGGUGGCCGGUCUGGUGAGGGCGAGUUGGCUUCGGGCCAUACUAUUCAACGGUGCGUCGCGUUCGGUGCGACUGAUGGCCUGUUCCCUAAUCGAGGCUCUCUUCCAAAUUCCUUCGCGCAAACGAGAGAUAAUUGAUUUGUUGACCUCAUAUCUGGAUGACUUGGGUCGGGCCGGAGAGUUCGCCAACGAGUUCUUCACUUUCUAUCACACAAUCAUCCAAACAGAGCACUGGAAGUACUACUUAGCUCUUCACGGACUGCUCCAGCAUUUGGGUCUUCUCAUCACCAAAGAGAUCGAUAAUCUGAACCAAUUGGAAGAGAUGACACUCAACUCAGACCUCUCGCAGGGCUGUGCUCUGAAAAUGUUGGUCGAGUUAUUGCAGUCACUGAUAGACGUGUCCACUAUUCGGCGUCAAUACAAGUCACGAAUGGUUGCCUUCGUUCUGAACGGAUACUUAGCGCUGAGAAAACUUGUCGUUCAGAGGACUAAAGUGAUCGAUGAAACACAGGAAUCACUGUUGGAAUUGCUCGAAGAGAUGACAUCUGGAACCGAGUCGGAAACGGCUGCCUUUAUGUCUGUCUGUGUGGAUGCGGUCAACAAAUGCCAAUUGCAUGACAUGAUUACUCCGGUGUUUAUAUUCGAAAGGCUUUGCUCUAUAAUAUAUCCCGAAGAGAACGACUCCAUCGAGUUCUUCAUCACUCUGGAGAAGGAUCCCCAACAGGACGACUUCCUACAGGGCCGAAUGUUAGGAAACCCUUACAGUUCUAACGACACGGGAAUGGGUCCACUAAUGCGAGACAUCAAGAAUAAGAUCUGUCAGGACUGCGAGUUAGUGGCGCUCCUCGAAGACGACUCCGGACUCGAGCUUUUGGUCAAUAAUAAGAUCAUUAGUUUGGAUCUCUCUGUCAAAGAGGUUUACCGUAAGAUCUGGCAAAACGACAAUAAUAUCGAUUCAGACGCCAUGAAAAUUGUUUACCGAAUUCGCGGCCUUAUGGGCGACGCGACCGAAGAAUUCAUCGAAACGCUCGACACUAAAGAUAAUAAAGAAGUGAAUGACGAGGAACUGUACAAAAUGGCGAACAUUAUGUCGCAGUGCGAUGGCCUCCAAGUGAUGCUCCAGAGGCUCAAAGUGAUCGAAGAUCUCUCGCCUCGAAGUCGUCUAUUAAUGCAGGUUUUGCUCAAAUUGUUCGGUCACUGCAUUCGUGUUAAGAACAAUCGACAGGCGCUGAUCGACCCCUCGCUCAACACCAUUGGAGUUAUGCUGAAUCUGUUGAAACUGAUCAUAACAUCCGACGCGACAGAACUCAUAUCACAGCCCUCGGCGCCGGGAUUUCCCUCCUCUUUGGAACAGUUGAUGCAUAUCAUGGAAACCAUUUUAGUGGAGGCCUCGCAACUCAGUGCACAGGAGUUUGAUCUGUUCUGCGAGACCACGUGUGGCACCAGUGAUAACAUCAAACUGUUGGCCGAAUCCGCGUCCUCUCCUCACAUCAGAGGCUUCGUUGAGCACUCGCAUCAAAACGGAUUGAUUAACCUCUCGUACGACGCGCUCAUAUCACUGAUAGAGCACCUGAAGGCGUGCUCAGAGAUCGCCACAAACCGUACCAUAAAUUGGCAAAAGUUAUGCCAAAAGGACUCGACUUUAUUACCGUUUCUCAUUCAAGUGAGCUUUCUAUUGGACGAAGGGGUCUCCUCUAUCGUACUACACUUACUUCAGUGCGCUCUUUGUGCCAAGUCGUCCACCUCUUCCUCGGCCACGAGCAGUAGUCGUCCCGAUGAUGAUAUAGAUGAGCCCAUAAGCACUCAUUUAGUGCAACAAAUGCUCAAAUAUGUGGACAACAAUCUAUUGUCUCAAUUCAUUCAAUGCUUUCUACUGGAAUCCAACUCCAGUUCCCACCGAUGGGCCGCACACUCUCUCAUCUAUAAU
This is a messenger RNA of Oppiella nova, 3219 nucleotides long. Lineage: Eukaryota; Metazoa; Arthropoda; Arachnida; Sarcoptiformes; Oppiidae. The record is from the annotation of a GenBank genome assembly.